Mercenaria mercenaria is the source of this 3173-nucleotide messenger RNA. Its product is annotated as organic solute transporter subunit alpha-like. Gene Ontology annotation, biological process: transport. Gene Ontology annotation, molecular function: transporter activity. The record is from RefSeq and is a predicted model, not a curated record. The transcript has 7 exons. The coding region runs from base 167 to 1147 and encodes 326 amino acids. NCBI's taxonomy places the organism in Eukaryota, Metazoa, Mollusca, Bivalvia, Venerida, Veneridae.
UCUUAUAUAUUGUUAUUUUGAGUUUAUUUUACGUUUAUUUUGAAUAAUGUAGAUAGAAUAAGAGCAUGCAAAUCGGAUGAAAUAAAUUCAUAAAUAAUUUUAUUUUAUUGACACCUUAAAUAACGAAGUGAACGUAAUUGAAACGACUGCAUGAGAAGGGACACAGAUGAACAUGGACAAGUGUUCAGAUGAAUUCCCAACAACUGAUGUAUUUUAUAGUGAAAUAUCCGAGGAUGUCCCAACCAUCGUAUCUCUAGCAAUAGCAAGCGUGCUGGCAAUUUCAAGCAUAGCAAUCUACGUUGAGGAGUUAUUUUUCAUCCAUAAACAUUAUCAAACAGGCGACCAACGAGCAUGGAAGAUUACAGUUCUGCUUGGACUUUACCCGGUCAUUUGCAUAAUGUCCCUUAUUGCUGUGAUGGUUCCUACAAGUUUUACUCUAAUGGCUCUAAUAACGGCAUGCUACAUAUCGUUUUGUAUAUAUAUCUUUAUCAUGAUGACGAUUGAAUGUUAUGGAGGACCAGACAAGAUGAUUGAAACAUUAGCAAACGACAAGGUGGCUCUUGCUACUCCGCCAUGCUGCUGUUUCCUAUUCUGUAUACUAAAGCCUAUUAAAUUAACACGCAAGUCAUUAAAGAUGUUUGAAGUACUCGCCAUGCAGGUGAUGGUUGUUCGCCCUGUAGUGUUGUUCAUUGCUGCUGUAUUGUGGACCGAUGGGAGAUAUAAUGUUAAAGUUAGCGUUGACGAACCGUAUGUUUAUAUCACCGUUGUUUCCACUAUCAGCACGUUGUUGUCAAUGUAUGGCCUGAUUGUGAUAUUCGGGGCGUCUCGGCUGCACCUAAAACACUAUCAUCUGACACUGAAGUUCAUAUCACUACAAGUAGUUAUAAUUCUCGUCGAAUUACAGCGACUUGUUUUUAGCAUACUCGCAGAGAGAGAUAUCCCAGAAUGCAUUGGCUCGCGAGGGUCUCGGGUCAGAGGUGAAAGUCUGUAUAAUGCAUUGCUGGUUGUGGAGACGUUCAUCAUGUGUCUCUUGGCUAGAAAAGGUUACAGAACGCAAUCUUCAGACAGUGACGAAAAACUUGAAAAUAUAUUUGUCGCCACCAUCAACACUGAAACACAUGAUGCAAGAGCAAACCAAAUUUUGUGAAAAUUAUGCAUCAAGUAAAAAUAUUUUAUAUAUUAUACUGCAUAUUGUUGCUACCCUUUUCUUACUGUAUGCAUUAUUAUUUGUCUUGUAAUUCGCUUUUACAAGGUGCUUUACAUAUAGCAGACGCAGCCACAUAGGGCGCGAAAUUCAUCCUCUACUAGUACAGAUACAGAGCGAUCUGACCAGAGGGACAGAGUGAGAUAAAGCCAGAGAGAAUGUUUUAGAUACAGACGUGUCCGGCCUAAUGAUAUGCAGAUGUUAUAACACUCAGAUGAUACCAUGGCAACGAACUUCAAAUGUCUGUAAAAUGAAAAUCUCUAACUCUGCCUUGAAUAAAUCUCGAACUAUCUCCCUUUUAUACCUUUCAACGAUUUACCUGACCUCCAGAAAGGAACUUGAAAACUAAUCACAGAAACAGAUAUCAAUGAAUGAAAGAGCAAAUCACUGGAACUGUAUCUGGAUCAUUAUUCUAACUAUCCAGCAGUGUAAUUAGGUCUGGAAAAUUUCAAUUUAUUUUCUGUUUUGCGCUUCAUUUUUGUCCGGGCAACAACCAGUAAAACUUGAGAGAUGCAGAAUGUGUUGAGCACCAGAAAAAACUUAUAUAAUACACAAUCAUCGUUAAUUUAAUACUUUUUAACAAUAUUAUAUGUACAGCAUAAGUCUUAAUCUCAUCACAUGUUCUCUUGUAAGAAUGUUUUCUAGAAUAUGCCUUGUUGCAAUAAAAAUUUAAAAGUGUAUUCUUUGAUUUAGUAAAUAAUUGCCCUUCCGUGGAAAUAUUGAAACUAUUUUCUUCACAUUACAACAAUCAUUACAAAGGAGACCAAACAUAUUAAUGACUUGAUAAGAAAUAGAUGACGUAUGACAGUUUCAAUCCAUAAAAUAUGUUUGUGCUAAAAUGAUUUAGUAGUAUCAUUAUCAAUUUAUCAAUGAAAAGUUUGUCUGUUGAAGUACUUUUCCUAGUUAUGUUUAAUGGAUAUUUCAAAAUGAUUGAUCUAUAUCAGGCUAGGCAAGUCUGGGAAGCAUUUUGCAUAAAACGGCUCACCGCAAGUCUGGUAUGCUUUCUACGUUUAUGAUAACAUCCAUAUUCUUUAUAUACAUCAUAAAGCUUUCACACAGCGGUCUUAGAUUUAUAUGUUUUAAAUACAAAAUUGUUAGAAUUAAUUAAUUUAUAUAAUAUAAUUUCAAAUGUCUUACUGUAUACUACUUGGUUACGUUUUGUGCUAUCAGUUUGUUAAAGGUAAUGUUGUUAUCAUUGUUGUUGUUGUUGUUUUUAUUGUUAUAAGUUAAUAUAUUCUUAUAGUACAUGGCUGUAUUCUAUUGUUUCUCUGAUUGGCUGAAAACGGUUCGAAAAGUAAUGAGUACAUAUCAUAUCAACUUAUCUUGGGUUAUGAAUAGUACGAAAAUAAAAAUAGAUCGAAGUAGGUGCUUCGGCUCGGUGAAUAUCAAUCUAUGAAAAAGUCGAUAAUUUUAUACAAUUAACGGUGUAGUAUUUUCGAUGAUGUUCUUUACUCUUAUUCUAAUUUUUGUUCCAAUCUGAAACUGCAAACACAAAGAGCGAUAACAAAUGACUACGUUCAUGCUAGUUCAAACACAAGGUCUCUAAAAGGCCACUGAUACUCUAACAUUUAUUUUCAAGCCGAUCUCAAAAUAUUGACAAGACCACUCGAUGAUAAGGUCUUUGAGAAGAGCAGACUGGAAACACAAGUGGGUAGGGUGAUUAUCUGAAUUGUUUCAAAAUGAUAGAAAAUAGAUGAACGUUUUGUAUAUAAAUAAAUAAAGAGGCACAAGUUAAUUGUUGAGUUUUAUUCGGAAAAUAGGAAUUUAAGAAAGCGAUAAAUUCACAUAUUUGGUUCUGUUAUUUGCUUUUUGCAAUACUGCAUUACAAACGGAAACCAAAAUAUUUGCACAAUGUAGUAUCAUUAUAUGAUUAUUUCUUUUUUCAUCUGUUUUUCAAUAAUACGAUGCUGAAGUUUAGAAAAAAAUGCAUUUUGACUUUUUAACACUAUUUCUGUGUGAAAGUUUGAGA